AUGGCUUCUACAACAAAUCAAAGUUUCAUUUUCAUGCUAAUCUUAUUUCUCAUUGUUCUCAAAACAUCAGCAUCAUUCACCAAUGGAUUUUUACCAUUAGCACCUAAACAUGUUAUUAUCAUUAACAAAUUGAUCUCACGUGCAACUAUGACUGUGCAUUGUAGAAACAAAGGGGACGAUCUAGGGGUUAAAACACUUGCUCCUGGAGCUAGUUUUGAUUUCAAGUUUCGUGUCAAUUUUCGCAAGACGACGAGGUACACUUGCAUAUUUGAGUGGCCUAAUAAUACAGCAACGUUUGAUAUAUUUAGAGUAGAUAGAGACGACAAUCCAAAGAGUAAAUAUGGAGUAUGCAGAGAAUGUAUUUGGAGCAUUUAUGAGCUAACUCCUUGUCGAGAUAGACGCGAUGGAGGCCAACCUCAGUGUUUUCGUUGGAAUUCUUAA
Messenger RNA from Capsella rubella, 441 nucleotides. Its product is annotated as S-protein homolog 2. Lineage: Eukaryota; Viridiplantae; Streptophyta; Magnoliopsida; Brassicales; Brassicaceae. The transcript has a single exon. The coding region runs from base 1 to 441 and encodes 146 amino acids. The record is from RefSeq and is a predicted model, not a curated record.